AUGGGUUCAAAGCCUAAUACAGCACUCAAGAUCGUCUUUGGGGCCAUGACCGUGGGAGAAAAAGGCGCAAACCAAGCCCGUGUCCAUACCUUGGAAGAAUGUGCCGAGAUUCUCGAUGUCUUUCAGGAAUUCGGCCACUCAGAGAUUGACACGGCCCGUGCCUACGGCGGAGGAAGCUCUGAGAAGUUUCUUGGUCAAUUGGAGUUGCAGAAGAGAGGCAUUAUCUUGGAUACGAAGCUGGCGCCUUUUGGUGAAUACAACCAUACGCCUGCCAAUCUUCGAAAAGGUCUGUUGGACAGCUUAAAGGCUCUUGGGACAGACAAGGUUGACAUGUGGUACCUGCAUGCGCCUGACCGCAACACGCCAUAUGAGGAUACCCUCCGCGAAGUCAACAAGCUCUACGAAGAAGGCUACUUCAAGCGCUUCGGCAUUAGCAACUACAUGGCAUGGGAGGUGGCCCAGCUUUGCGAAAUCAGCAUCCGCAACGGAUGGAAGAAGCCCGAUGUCUAUCAAGGCCUGUACAACGGCCUCCACCGAGCAGUUGAGCCUGAGCUCUUUCGCUGUCUCCGACACUACGGCAUUGCCUUUUACCAGUAUAAUCCCUUGGCUGGUGGCAUCCUCACAGACAAGUACAAGCUCGACCAAGCGGAGCUCGAAGAGGGCAGCCGCUUUGACCCUAAGCGACCACAAGGUGCUCAGUAUCGCGAGAGAUAUUGGAACGAGACGUACUUCAAAGCACUGGACGUCGUGAGGCCUGUCGCUGCGAAGCUCGGCAUUCCAACGGCUGAGGCUGCCUUGCGAUGGUCUCUCCACCACAGCCUGUUGAAGAAGGAACAUGGUGAUGCCAUCAUUAUUGGUGCAAGCAGUGCGCGGCAGUUGAGGGAGAACCUGACAAGCUUGGAAAAGGGGCCGUUGCCAGAUGAGCUUGUCGCGGCGUUUGAUGAGGGGUGGCAAGUGGCCAAGGCCGUCUGCAGACCGUAUUACCGCUAG
Trichoderma citrinoviride is the source of this 990-nucleotide messenger RNA. Its product is annotated as Aldo/keto reductase. The transcript is spliced from 3 exons. The coding region runs from base 1 to 990 and encodes 329 amino acids. NCBI's taxonomy places the organism in Eukaryota, Fungi, Ascomycota, Sordariomycetes, Hypocreales, Hypocreaceae. Gene Ontology annotation, molecular function: oxidoreductase activity. The record is from RefSeq and is a predicted model, not a curated record.